AGAAGUGUCCGUUCAGUGGUGGUUUUGCAUAUGCGGGGUCCUGCAGCCGUCACCACCAGAUCGGAGUUGCGGAGGGAAGUCACCGCACGGGAUCGCGGAGGAGUCCGCGGACGUGGCGCCACGCCUGCACUUUGAGUCGCCCGCUCCAGGGCAGACGCGGAGCCUUCGAGAGCCUUAGACUGCCCCGGGUCCCUCAGGAGCCAUGUGGCUGGAGAUUCUCCUCUGCUUCGUGCUGGGCCUUGUCGUCUACUGGUUCGUCUCCUGGGACAAAGAGGAAACGCUGCCAUUUGAAGACGGGUGGUGGGGGCCCGGGCCCAGGCCCCCCACCGAGGACGAGAGCAUUCGCCCUUUCAAGGUGGAAACAUCAGAGGAGGAGAUCGAUGAUUUACACCAAAGGCUCAGGAAGGCCCGCUUGACCCCGCCCCUGGAGAACAGCCGCUUCCACUACGGUUUCAACUCCAACCACCUGAAGAAAGUCCUCUCCUACUGGCAGAACGAAUUCGACUGGAGGAAGCAGGUGGAGGUUCUCAACAGGUACCCCCACUUCAAGACGAAGAUUGAAGGACUGGACAUCCACUUCAUCCACGUGAAGCCCCCCCAGCUACCCUCCGGCUGCACCCCGAAGCCCUUGCUGAUGGUGCAUGGCUGGCCCGGCUCCUUCUACGAGUUUUAUAAGAUCAUCCCGCUCCUGACCGACCCCAGGAACCACGGCCUGGGCGACAAGCAUGUGUUUGAAGUCAUCUGCCCUUCCAUUCCUGGCUACGGCUUCUCGGAGGCGGCCUCCAAGAAGGGCCUGAACUCGGUGGCGGUCGCCAGGAUCUUUUACAAGUUGAUGCUGCGGCUGGGCUUCCAGGAAUUCUACACUCAAGGCGGGGACUGGGGCUCCCUGAUCUGCACCAACAUGGCCCAGCUGGCGCCCAGCCACGUGAAAGGCCUGCACGUGAACAUGGCGUUCGUUUUAAGAAAUUUCUACACCCUGACCCUCUUCCUGGGAGCGCGUCUCCAGACGUUUUUGGGCUACACCGAGCGCGACGUGGAGCUGAUGUUCCCUCUGAAGGAGAAGAUGUUCUACAGCCUCAUGCGGGAGAGCGGCUACAUGCACAUCCAGAGCACCAAGCCCGACACCGUGGGCUGUGCCCUGAAUGACUCUCCAGCGGGACUGGCGGCCUACCUUCUGGAGAAGUUCUCCACCUGGACCAACACAGAGUUCCGAGACCGGGAGGACGGCGGCCUCUUGGGGAAGUUCUCCCUGGACGACCUGCUGACCAUCGUCAUGAUCUACUGGACCACGGGCACCAUCACCUCCUCCCAGCGCUUCUACAAGGAGAACAUGGGAGGCAACUUCUUGUCUGACAAGCACCAUCGGAUGAAGGUCUACGUGCCCACAGGCUUUGCUGCCUUCCCCUGUGAGUUAUUGCAUGCCCCGGAGAAGUGGGUGAGGGUCAAGUACCCGAAACUCAUCUCCUACUCCUACAUGGCCCGCGGGGGCCACUUCGCUGCCUUCGAGGAGCCGGAGCUGCUGGCCCAGGACAUCUGCAAGUUCGUGGGGCUGGUGGAGCGGCAGUGACGCCCCUCCGUGGCGGGCUCCCUCGUUGACACCGGCCCUUCCUCCCGGAAGCCGUCUCCCGGUGCCACUACCCUCGGAGCAGGGCUGGCGGGGAGCGGCCUCCGUCUCCCCUCGGUGAAGGUGCCCCUUGCCUGAGGAACGGGUCUGCUUCCGUCCCCUACCCAUCCGGGACCCCUCCCCCACUCACCACCUCCGCACGCACUCCCCCACAUACGUGUUAAGCAACAUGGCUUUGAUGAUAAAUAGUUUUACUUUGAAGAGCA
Molecule: messenger RNA, 1830 nt
Organism: Phyllostomus hastatus (greater spear-nosed bat)
Lineage: Eukaryota; Metazoa; Chordata; Mammalia; Chiroptera; Phyllostomidae
Gene: EPHX1
Product: epoxide hydrolase 1
Exons: 9
Coding region: 203-1567 (454 amino acids)
Biological process (GO): epoxide metabolic process; arachidonate metabolic process
Molecular function (GO): epoxide hydrolase activity
Source: RefSeq, a predicted model, not a curated record